Molecule: messenger RNA, 1364 nt
Organism: Calliphora vicina (urban bluebottle blowfly)
Lineage: Eukaryota; Metazoa; Arthropoda; Insecta; Diptera; Calliphoridae
Gene: fy
Product: fuzzy planar cell polarity protein-like protein
Exons: 4
Coding region: 61-1260 (399 amino acids)
Biological process (GO): vesicle-mediated transport; non-motile cilium assembly
Source: RefSeq, a predicted model, not a curated record
UAGUAAACAAACUUUUGGUAAACAAAACAUCCAACAAUAUUUAGUUCAUAUACUACAAUUAUGUCAAUAUAUUUGAUUUGUUUAACCACAAAUGGAGGCCUACCAAUUUUAACGCGUAAAAAAGGGAAUUGCGAAAACUUACCAUUUUCUACGAUUGCUUCUUUGAAUGGAUUGCAUAUGUUCUUCAAAUCUUUGGGUGUUUCAUUAUACACUACAUAUGCUAGUAACUGGACAUAUGUGUGGCACGAUUUUUUCAAUACGAUUACAGUGAUUGUUUGUUCCUGUGGAGUCAGUAAUUAUACGACUGAACGUUUACCAGAUCUUAUUUUUGGAGCAUUUUCUUUAUUUAUAAGUAGAGAUGAGAUGUCACACCCUUCCCUUAUAGAACGACUAAAGAAGGAAUCUAAAAAUUAUCUGCGUCUUAUUGAUGCUAUUUUGGAGUUAUACGUACAUCAGCUUUUGGGAUUUUCUAGUUGCUUACUCUCCACGGAAAACGCUCAAAUGUUACAAUGUUUAAAUGACGAAUUCAGCACCCAAUGUGGAUCAUUGUUUUGUUGUCUAGUUGUGGGGCAUAAAAUAGCUGUAGCUACAGAAGGAUGGUGGGAUUUAGAUAUAGUCGACAGACAGCUGUUGCUCCUAUUUUUACAAACCUCAAGUUCUUUACAAAAUGAUGUUGUAGUUUAUUUGCCGAAAAAGAGCCCAAACGUUGCAUACCGUUUCAUCACACUAUCUGUGUCAGCAAACAGUGUUUUAUGUGUAAUUUGUGGUGCUGAGCCCUCAUUACGAAGCUUACAUGAUAUUGCAGAAAAUACUUUUCGUGGUGAAUCAAACAUGCUACACAACAUGGAACGAUCAAUACCGGGAGGUUUACCAGAACAUAUUGAACUGGAUUCAGGCAUUGUAGCCAUAAUAGUUGCCAAUAGUAUUACACGCAAAUAUGUAUUCUCAUCAAAUAUACAUCACAGUGCAUCUACAACACGAUAUCUCGGAGACUUCCACAAUAUGGAUGUAUUGAGAAUAUUUUUUGAUGAUUCCUUUUCAAAUGCCCAGUUUUUUAAAAGCAAAUUAACAACAAGUCAUGUUUGCGAAGUAAGCAGUCAAUUUUGGUCAUUGGACACUCACAAGUGUAUGUCUCAGUUUGAUUCUAACGAUAAUAUAAUUUGUUUAUUAUUCAUUUCAUCUAUACCAAUGCACACAAUGAAGUAUAUUGGAAAGCAUGUAUUUAACCAAAUAAUACAAGAAAAAAGUCUUUGUUGGUAGUGGACUUUUGUCACCGACAUUCCAUUUGAUAUUCUUUAUAAUUUAAGAAAAGAAUAAAACACUUAAAAAAUAUAUUUUUUUAAUAAAUAUCAAUUAUACAGUUA